Messenger RNA from Perognathus longimembris pacificus (Pacific pocket mouse), 2209 nucleotides. It is a transcript of the gene Hdac10, whose product is annotated as histone deacetylase 10. Bases 7 to 2073 code for a protein of 688 amino acids. Gene Ontology annotation, molecular function: histone deacetylase activity. Gene Ontology annotation, cellular component: histone deacetylase complex. Lineage: Eukaryota; Metazoa; Chordata; Mammalia; Rodentia; Heteromyidae. The record is from RefSeq and is a predicted model, not a curated record. The transcript is spliced from 19 exons. Gene Ontology annotation, biological process: chromatin organization.
GCGGCCAUGGGAACCGCGCUGGUGUACCACGAGGACAUGACGGCGGCCCGGCUGCUCUGGGACGACCCCGAGUGUGAGAUCGAGCGUCCCGAGCGCCUGGCCGCAGCCCUGGGCCUCCUGCGGCAGAGGGGCCUGGAGCAGCGGUGCCGGUGCCUGUCCGCGGCCGAGGCCUCCGAGGCCGAGCUGGGCCUGGUGCACAGCCCUGAAUAUGUGGCCCUGGUGCGGGGGACCCAGGCCCUCGAUGAGGGUGAGCUCCAGGCACUAUCUAGACAGUAUGAUGCUGUCUACUUCCACCCGAGCACCUUUCGCUGUGCUCGGUUGGCCGUGGGGGCCGCGCUGCAGCUAGUGGAUGCUGUGCUGACCGGAGCUGUGCGCAACGGGCUUGCCCUGGUGAGGCCUCCCGGGCACCACAGCCAGAGGGCGGCUGCCAAUGGGUUCUGUGUGUUCAACAAUGUGGCAAUAGCAGCCAAACAUGCCAAGCAGAAACAUGGGCUGAACAGGAUCCUUAUUGUCGACUGGGAUGUCCACCAUGGCCAGGGCAUCCAGUAUAUCUUUGAAGAUGACCCCAGUGUCCUUUACUUCUCUUGGCACCGCUAUGAACACGGACGCUUUUGGCCCUUCCUGCGCGAGUCAGAUGCAGAUGCAGUUGGGCAGGGACAGGGCCGAGGCUUUACGGUCAACCUGCCCUGGAACCAGGUGGGGAUGGGGAAUGCGGACUACUUGGCUGCCUUCCUGCAUGUACUGCUUCCGCUGGCCUUUGAGUUUGACCCGGAGUUGGUGCUGGUCUCGGCGGGAUUUGACUCAGCUAUUGGGGACCCUGAGGGUCAGAUGCAAGCUACACCGGAGUGCUUUGCCCACCUUACACAGUUGCUGCACACCCUGGCUGGCGGCCGGGUGUGUGCUGUGCUGGAGGGUGGAUACUAUCUGGACUCCUUGGCCAAGUCCGUGUGCAUGACCGUGCAGGCGCUGCUGGGGGACCCUGUGCCCUCGCUGCAGGGGCCCAUGAUACCCUGUCAGAGUGCUCUGGAGUCCAUACAGAGUCUCCUGGCCGCCCAGGCCCCUUACUGGACAAGCCUCCAACAAGACAGGGCCCUCAUGCUGAGUCCUAGCAUCUGCUCCCCAGAGGAGAGGCCCCUCGGGCUGCUUUCUGGGAGUCCCGCCUGUGAGGCAGCUGUAGCUGUGCUGAACCCUCCCCUGCCAGGCCGCCACUCCACGUCUGCAUCUACCGUCCAUAUGGCUGUCGCUCUGAUGGGGCUAAGUGCCACCCUGGCCCUGCCCCCUGAAGUGCUGCGUCAGGAGGCAUCAGUGGGGAGGGAGGAGACAGAAGCCUGGGCCAGGACACAUGAGUCUCUGGCUCAGGACGUAGCCCUUUCUGCGCUCGGAAGGUUCCUGUUCCUCUUAGAUGGGAUCCUGAAUGGGAAGGUGACCUGUGGCAUUGCGGCCAUCCCAGCCUGUGCUAGAGCAGCUACCUUGGAGGUGGCCAUUCGGCGAAGUCUGUCCCAUGGAGCCGAGAGGCUGCUCUGUGUGGCCCUGGGAGAGCUGGAUUGGCCCCUGGAACUUGCUGAUGAUGGGAGAAUUCUGUGGCUGAACAUUGGCGGCAAGGAGGUAGCUGCCCGGUCCACAUUCCACAUCUCCACACCAUUGCCAAGGACAACAGGAGGAUUCCUGAACUGCAUCUUGGGCCUGGUACUGCCCCUAGCAUAUAGCUUUCAGCCCGAGCUGGUGCUGGUGACAGUGGGGCCUGCCCAAGGCCUACAGGAACCCCAUGUUGCUCUUCUGGCUUCACUGCUUCGGGUUCCAGCAGCAGGCCGAGUCCUGGCUCUUCUGGAGGAGGAAUCUGCACCCCAGCUUGUAAGGACCCUGGCUCCCGUGCUGCAUGGAGAGGCACCUCCUAGCUUGGGCGCUUUCUUAGGAGCUUCUCCAGAGGACAUCCAGGCCCUGAAGCAUUUAAGAGAGCAACUGGAGCCUCUGUGGAAGUUGCUGCAGGUGGCGAGUGAGACUCUGGGGGAGGCAGGGUCCUGUCUUAAGAGUCCUCUUAGGGGACCCAGCUACACAGAUAAAGCCUGUUCCUAGCCCCUGUUCCAUGCUCUCCUGUAGUCUAAGACUGGCCAAUGUGGAAAUGGUUGCGCACCUGUCCUGCAGGUGUCUUCUCUGCAGUGGUUUCUUUUUUGCACUUCCUCACUCCAGAUCGGUAAAGUCAGUUAAUGCC